ACUCUGUGUCGGAAACAUCGGUGUGGCCGAUGAGAUGCAAUAUCGCGCUCUGCGUGGUGAAUGAGGAGCACGAAAGCGCAAGAUUGCGGAGUUGUGGGGUGGGAAAGCUCGCCCUGUUUGGCUGUGCUGUUGUACACUUUCCAAAAUGGUCUCUAGCUUCAGGCGAAAGUGGUGUGUGUGCUUUUGAGAGGCAGGAAUCACGAGCAUCUGGCGGCUUUGGCUCUCUGGCUGGUGUCACAAUCAUUGGCUCAUCACUUUAUUGCGAGUUGAAUCCCGGCGUAGUCGCAAUAAUCCACUGCUCGUCGCAGUUCUGCCUUUUUUCUCUGCGCUCUCUUUCUCUCUCUCUCACCAUUCCGCGAACAGGAAAGGCUCGCGGCGGGCAUUUUACUUCAUCGCGGGUUGUGUGGUGAUUUGUGUAAUUAGAGUCUGCAGUGUAAGUAGCGAAAUAAGAAGUGUGAACUAAUAGCGAGAAGCGCCAGUAUCUGUGUUACUUAAAAUUCAUCAUGAGAGUGAAUCUUUAGUGCGGUGAAUCAUUUUGCAUAGGAGGACUUUCGUGGUAAUUUGCAUUUUAUCUGGUGAAGACACACCGAACAGCGAUGAUUCUGGAGACAGUUCUCCUCUAUCUUGUCGCCCUGUCGUGGGCAUCGUCGUCACUGGCGCACGAGGAAGUGCCUCUGAACACCACGACGAAGCUCAACUUGAAGAAUGACGAAUACUUGACGGAGAAAAUAAUCCCGGACAUUCAGUUUGUGGUCCAGAAGCAGCUCAAUGACAAAAAGUUCGAGACACUCAACAUGUUUCUGGUCAUUCUCAAGAAUUCAUUAAUUGAGAGCGGCUACCGAGUCACCAAGGAUAUUCCAUUCACAAUCAUUGUGCCUAAAGUGGACACCAAGAGUGUCGACAAGGAUCGCCUGAAGGAGUUUCUGCUGGAGCACAUCAUUCCCGGAAUCGCCUUUCAGACCUUCACCGAUGACGAUGUGUAUGGCAAUGGGAACUACCACAAGCUGAUCUUCACGAAGCUCCAGAAAGACGACGAGAUGCAGUGGUUCAUUAACGGCGUGAAAAUCCUCCGGAUGGAGAUCAUCAACGAGCGCAUGUCCGUGAUAUUCAUCGACGGCCUGCUGGGCGACAAGCGCAGCACAACGUACUCCAAGAGGAACAUCCAGGAGACGAAUCGCUACAAUGAGCCACAGCGACUGGAGAUGAAAAACACCACGAAGCACGAGGCGAUGGUGGCGAAGGACAGCAAGAUAUCCGCCCUGAUGGCCUUCCUGGCCAGCAUGAAGACCGGCACCAAAGUGUUUCAGCACUUCCUGUCCAAGAGCAACUUAUCCCAUUAUCUCAAUGACGUGCACUACGCUGUGCUCAUUCCCACGGACAAUGCAUUCCAGCGAUGGCACCCAAUUGACUGGGGCUUCUAUCCAUUCAGCGUGCACGAGUUCACCGAGAGUGUCUUGCGAAACCACUUCAUUCAGCUCAAGACGCCCCUCCGCAUGGAAGACAUCAAGCGCAUCCACGGUGAGCGCCGCUUCAAGACGCUCGGCGGCGAGACUGUGGUCUUCAAGAGCAUCCCCACUCCCAACAUCAAUAACGUGACCAUCCUCUCGGAUCACUCCCUCGCGAACGGCAAUCAGGUGUUUCUCAUUUCCGAGGUGCUCUUCGUGUCCGAGGCCAUCGUCUCGCGCCUCCAUCAGAUGCACAAGGACAAGGAGACACCGCCCUUGCUGGCCUUCCCCUGGUUCGGCGCCCAGUUCCUCUCGCACUCCUUCCUCGCUCUCGAGAGAGACACGCGAUUCACGCAAAUCACAAGAUGGCUCAACACUGCUGAAAUAGCGCCCUUCGUGUCCGGCUCCAACUACACCUUCUUCGUGCCCAUGGACUCUGCCUUCGAGAAGCUGGGCUACGACGCCCUGCCGGACAGCGUGCUGGCGUCCGAGGAGGGCAUUCGCAUGCUCUUGAACCACUUCGUGCGCGGCCGCCUCUACGAUCGUGACUUGCGACACGACGAGGUGUUCGAGACCGUGGGCGGAGGGGCGAUUCGCGUGGAGAGAUCUCCGUCAGGCAACGUGACCGUGAACGGCGCCCGCGUCAUCGAGAAGGAGCACUUCGUGUAUAACCUCGGCACAAUGUUCUACAUCGAGAGUAUUCUGUACCGGGAUCUGGUGCAGGCGAGUCUCACCACCACCACCGAGGCGUCAUCGUCAAUCUCCACACAGGAGCCGGAAAUGGAGACCACAAAGAGCGUCACAGUGCCAGAGGGAUCUGCGGAUGUGAAGAGGGAGAAGGAAGAGGAGCCCAGCCUCACCGAGGAGGACAUCCUGUUCGAUGAGGACAUCACUCCGCGUGCCCUUCCCGUGCGAUUUCAGGCAAGCUCACCGAAAUAGGGA
Molecule: messenger RNA, 2387 nt
Organism: Phlebotomus argentipes
Lineage: Eukaryota; Metazoa; Arthropoda; Insecta; Diptera; Psychodidae
Exons: 5
Coding region: 597-2384 (595 amino acids)
Biological process (GO): extracellular matrix organization; cell adhesion
Cellular component (GO): extracellular matrix
Molecular function (GO): cell adhesion molecule binding
Source: RefSeq, a predicted model, not a curated record